Botrytis sinoallii is the source of this 3279-nucleotide messenger RNA. RefSeq lists its product as uncharacterized. The record is from RefSeq and is a predicted model, not a curated record. The transcript has 5 exons. Bases 536 to 2557 code for a protein of 673 amino acids. Lineage: Eukaryota; Fungi; Ascomycota; Leotiomycetes; Helotiales; Sclerotiniaceae.
AAAUUCCAUCAUCGAGCAUGAACAUCUUUGCGACAGUGUCUAUGGAGUCCCGGGCAUUCCGAUAUUUGAUCGGGUAAGUAGAACUUAUUUGCCGGCCCGGUUAUGAACCGAUAUAUCCGACGCAGCCGGAACAUCCGAGUUAUGGUCGAUGCCCAUUAUUAAUCGUUUAAUGUAUUCUUGCCAUCAUUCAUUCAUUUCACUGAUCCAGAAGAAGAUACUUCUACUUGAUUCGAUCUUCUAACAUUGUAGAAGAAUACUCUACGCUAGUUUUGUUUGUAGCCGUCGGCUUCAACGGCAUUAUUUCGGUACUCUUUUCCGCAUAAUCACGGGUGUAGUCAGAUAAAAUUUUCGCCCCACUAACUCCUGAUUGAAGCAAUGUUCUUUUGAGAUUCGAGAUACCAUUCACAUUUUAGUGGUAUAAAAACUAAGAUCAUCUCGCAGCUAUUCAGUUCGGAGGCUAGACUAUCUUAUCAAUUGUGACUAUCGUCUCCUGCCACCCACAUAUUCAUGCAAAGCAGACUCACAAUCCUGCAUAAUGGAGUCUCGCAUCAAUGGAGAAUUACCCCGGAUGACGAUCCAAGGCCUACACGAUGCUGAGGAAUUAUCUUUUGAGGAGAAAAACAUCACGAACGAGGAGCUGGAGUCAUUCAUGACGUUUCCAGAUUCUGCUUUUGAUAUGGAUACAUUCUUACAGGAUAAUUUAGAUAUCAAUUCUCAAUGGCAAAUGGUGGACCCGGUCCUUCCGCCUCAAUCCAUUGUAGAGCCAGGCAAUGGUCCUUCGGCAUUUGAUACGGCUAACAAUAAUGUUUCAAGCACUUACUUUUCGGAGACAGCUGCAAUGGAUUUCUCUUUCAAUAGUUGCAAUACUCUUGGUGGUCAUCUUCCAAAUCUCGAGUCUGACGGGUGGCUUACAUCAUUUCUUGAGUCACCCGAGUCGAUACUUUACCCCUCUUCGGAAGAUAAUUCAUUUGCAGAGCCGCAAAUACCUUGUGAGCCUGUUCAAUCUAAAGUUCAGAUUUCUUUUAAGAAUAGAGGCUUGAAUAGUGGUGCAUCUGAAAGAGAUUCGCCAAUUGAUGAGGUUAAAAAGGAGGUGCCCGAAUCGGUACCAUCAGAGUCUCGGAUAGAAUCCCCCCAUGCUGAGGAUCAAGCAACUUCAUCCCUCAAUGGAACAAUUGUGGCAACUCCUCAAAACAUGGAAGACUGUUUGAUAAAUUUUCAUAGUGGAGUAAAAGCGCCGAAGAGAAAAAGAAAAGAGUUCAAUCGACGGGAAAAGCUGAAAGUUCAUUUGGUUAGACAAGCUGGAGCGUGUCAAAGUUGUCGAGCUCGUAAGGUCGAGUGUACAUCUGAUGGCGUUUGUGAUCGAUGCUUCAAGUUGGCUGGUGAUCCACUUAUGGCUCGACAAAUUUGCAUCCGACAUAAAUUGAAAGAUGUGUACCUUGGAGUCACAGAUGUUCAAACCAGAUUGCUCACGUCUGGGAAAGCGCAAGUAUAUCAGCUACUUAGUGCGCUUGAAGGUCAUAUGGCAAAGGUUGAACUUCGUGCCGACUGUUCCAUGGAAAAUUUUCCAUGUCGCUCACUUCCCUGUAAAGUGAUGGUUUGUAGAUCUGAGGAUUUCUGCCGGUGGAGAAGUUUGACAAAAAUGAAUGGUGUUUACAUAACGCACAAGUCGUUGCGAGAUAAGACAUAUCUAGUUGUCCCAGACUCACUGCCUACCGUUGAUGAACUGGAUUUCUUCGGCAGGGAAAUUCUUCUAUCUUCUCCUGAGAGUCAUUCUGGUAAAAUAACCCACAUCUUGGAUAAAUUUCUUUACAUCUAUUGCAAACAAUAUUUUGGGUCGCACCUGGCAUGUCUAUGUAAUGCUGCAUUCAGAAUCACGAGCUUAAAUAGCCUUGUUUUCUAUGGAGUGGCGAAUAUCCAUUGCCAUCCCCAUGGCCAGCUUGAUGUAGUCAACACAAUCAAUGAUACUUUCUCUCCAGAUACCGUCCGCGAACAAGUCCGCCUCAAAGCCUCCGAGGGUCUCGAGGAAGCUGAAAAGUAUUUCUUUUCCGAAAUUGAAAAUCUCUGCAAGAAGUCUGCAAGCAACAAACAAACGCGCAUUAUUGCCGGUAUAUGUUUGUUAAGACUGAUGCUUUUCUAUCGGGAACGAGUCGUACGAAUCGAGUUGAGAUCUAAUCUUCCAAGAUGCAAGACAGAUGAAGACCUGAAAAAUUGCAUUCACCCCGGAAAAACAGAUCCUCAAAAACGAUCCGAACAAUGUGGUUUCAUGUACAAGCAAUUGGCUGUGGCAUUCAGCACUCUUUGCAGAGGCGACAAUACACCACUGACCACUGAAUGGGAAGCUGAAGCUGCCGGAAGAGUAGCCCCAGAUGCUCCCAUGCUUGCGAAUACUUUCUCGGAACUUAAGAUCGCAUAUACGGAAUUUUGUGAGAAAAAGUUAACUCAUAGGGAUGAUGAUGUGUUUAAGACUUUGAUUGUCGAUCCAGCCGAGAAAGAGAGGGAACGAAUAGCGAAGAAACAGUCGAAGCCGCUCAAAGUUCGGAAACAGUCCAAGGGUUGAGAACUCUUGCCGGCUCCUGCAUCUACCUUGACCAAUCUCAUGGAAAAAUACCUCCCCCUUUUAAUUUUAUGGGGAUAUCCGCGCUAAAAUUAUCUGGAAGCUCAUUCACAAUUGCAACCCCCAAUUCUGGUACAUUCCUAAGUCGUCAAUUUUCGCAAAACGUGGUUGAAGUGGUCUAGAAUCCAGCUCCACAUUACUGUAUCCUUGAGAGUCCCUCUUCAAACCUUUUUACUCGUUUUCCUCACCGAUAGAAGACAACCAGCAUCAUGCCGAUUAACCAGUUGAAAGCCACAGGCUCGCAUAUAACGGCGCCGAAUCUUUCUCCCCUCGUCAAUUGACGACGAAAAUGUCCCUGGGCGGUUUCGAUUGUCGAUGCACGACCAGUACCAGCUGUAAUCAAUUCAUGAUUGGUGGCGAACUGUCGACAUCAUUAUUUCCGCCGAUAAAGUCAUCGCUUUUGUAGCUGGAAUCACACUUAUUUCUGAAACGGGUAUCAAAUCAACUGCACAGUCAAUUCCACCGAAAUAAGUGCAUGUUACCUCGUUAUCUGGCAUUGUUGGGCUAGAGAUACUUACAACAAUUCUAGAUGCAGUUGGCGAGUUCUACUAGUAUUGUAGAAUAAAACGAAGUGUGGAAUUAAGAAACGCAACGGAGGUUAGAAGGUUCUAUGGAUCGAGUAAAUAUUGAUCGCUUAGGAGUUUACUCAAUCAUGUGCAUGUCAA